Ogataea parapolymorpha DL-1 is the source of this 1656-nucleotide messenger RNA. RefSeq names its product Na(+)/H(+) antiporter. Bases 1 to 1656 code for a protein of 551 amino acids. Gene Ontology annotation, cellular component: plasma membrane. The transcript has a single exon. NCBI's taxonomy places the organism in Eukaryota, Fungi, Ascomycota, Pichiomycetes, Pichiales, Pichiaceae. The record is from RefSeq and is a predicted model, not a curated record. Gene Ontology annotation, molecular function: sodium:proton antiporter activity. Gene Ontology annotation, biological process: regulation of membrane potential; proton export across plasma membrane; intracellular potassium ion homeostasis.
AUGUGGUAUCAACUAGAACCUACACAAGCACACAUUGCAUAUGUUUUGAUUGGAGCGGUUUCUGUAAUUUUUUCUCUGGUCUCCCUUGUGUUCAAAGAACAGCUUUUUAUUGGGGAAGCUAUCGUGGGGACUUUCUUUGGCUCUAUCGUUGGUCCCCAUGUCCUAAACUGGUUUAAUCCAUCACGCUGGACCAAUAAUGUGGACAAUCUCACUUUCGAGCUCUCUAGACUGAUACUGGUCAUCCAGUUGUUUGCUACCGGAGCAGAGCUUCCUCCCAAAUAUAUGUGGAAACAUGUUAGAUCGCUCAAUUUAGUCCUCUUCGGGGCCAUGAUUUAUGGCUGGCUGAUACUUUCGCUCUUUGUGUGGCUGAUCUUCCGGAGUGUCGGCCUCAACUUUAGCGAUUCUUUGCUGGUGGGAUCCACGUUUGUUGCGACUGAUCCUGUCCUAGCAGCGGCGAUAGUUGGCAAGAGCAAGUUUGCAGAACGAAUCCGUGCUGACGUAAGAAAUCUGAUCCAGGCCGAGUCCGGGUCGAAUGACGGUCUUGCAUUCCCCUUCGUGACCCUUUCGAUAAACCUGAUUCUUAACAGGCCAGACAAUAUUCAUGCCGGAAAAAUUGUGAAGGACUGGAUUCUCGUGGGCAUUUUGUACCAGUGCGCAUUUGGAGUAUUAUUUGGUAUUGUUAUUGGGAGCUUGGGCAGAUAUUCUUAUCUUUUCACUCGCAGACAGCGUUGGAUUGACAAUGAGUCGUCGUUGGUAUUCUACGUUGGCCUGUCGCUGAUAAUUACCGGACUGGCGUCAAUCUUGGGCUGCGACGACUUGCUAGCUUCUUUCGCUGCCGGAUGCGCUUAUAGUUGGGGUGGGCAAAUAGAUUUUGAACUACAGCCCAGUGGCGAUGAACAUACAGAUUCGGAGCCUUUGCGUUUUUCGAGCGUUGUUGAUUUGCUUCUCAAUACUGCAUACUUCGUUUACGUGGGCUCAAUUCUUCCAUGGAAUGAGUUUUCUCCGUAUGCCGGUAAAUUGGUGGCCCUGGGCGUUGUUUUCGUGUUUCUUUCCAGAAUUCCAGCAAUGCUUCUUCUGCAGUACAUUACUCCAGACAUCCGUGAUUGGAAAGAUGCACUCUUUAUUGGCCAUUUUGGGCCUCGGGGUGUCGGCUCUAUUUUCUGCUGCCUUUUGGCCAAGCACCUGCUUGAAACCCGGUCUCCCGACCCUUCUUCACAUGAAACUCUUCUCAAAGUCCUGUGGCCAAUAUCGACGUUUAUUGUUGUGAUUUCGGUUGUCGUCCAUGGCUUUUCAAUCUGCUGCUUCACCGUCUACUCCACGGCAGUAAAAGUCCGAAUUGAACGACAAAUUACUCCAGAAUCUAUGGAAUCUGUUGAGCCUACUGACAAGCCCGAACCAUCUACUCGUCGUCGAAUGUCUAAGCUGCGGGUUGUGCAACCAAACACUGAUGACCCAGAGUUUCCAAAAUACGCUUACGUCAGUCGUACCAAAGUGAUUCUGGUGAACCAUCAUGGCGAUGUCAUCAAGGAGUUUGAAAAUAAACAUGGAUCAGUUGGUGUGACUUCACAGCUUGCGGCUUUCAGAGAGGGUAACCAGAUAGUCAUCGAGGGCAAUGGCUCCGAAAUCAAACGCUAUGAUCUGGAGUCAAUAGCCUGA